AGCAGUGCUCAACCCGCUUCCUUAGUGAGUAAAAUUCACUCACUCACUCUCACUCCACACACAGACUCUGUAUUGUUCAUGAGAGCUCCAAGACCCACUAUAUUCAAUUGGCAAGAUUUAUAGUUAACCUGUCGAGUGCAUGUUGAGUUCGUUAGUCUCGUGAAGACUUACUGAGAUGUGUGAAGCUCUAGAACUGAGAGGAGAAUGUGAUAACCUUACUGAGUGAUGAAGCCAGGCUAAGGGACUCGACUCUGCUGUUUCCACACAUUUUUAAGGUUUUUUCGUACGCCCUAGUACAAGCCUGAGUUAUGUACAGAAAAGUGAGGAGAAAGUCAUCUGGAGCAAGUGUGGGAGAGUACCUAUAUACUAUAUAGUGUUGGUGUGUGAGUCAGGAUGAGGCGGGUGCGGGCGGUAGUGUGGGUACUGAUGGCUCUCGCAUUGUUCACCUGCAUCGCCUCCGUCAGGCACUUCAUACUCUCCUCCUCCCUCCAUCAUCCCAGGAUACCAUACUCUGCCAUUAUCCCAGCAUCUGCAGAAAUUGACACACUAUCUAAUGUGGGAUAUGAAAUGAAACAGCGAAAAAGUGCCGCAAAGAAGGCAUGUCCCGCAGAUUUCUGGCAAGACACUGUUGGUUCUGGACUGUCUGAUGUCGAAGAUCCCAUCACGGAGGAAUUAGUUGCAAACACAAAAAUGCUCAAUAACCUUAUUGUUGAUGACAAGAAUCAUGUCUUAUACUGCUAUGUUCCUAAGGUGGCUUGUACAAACUGGAAGCGGAUAAUGUUGAUACUGAUGGGUGGGACAAACUUUACAGAUCCACAUUCCAUUCCCUCCGACAGUGUUCACCGUAAGAAUGUGUUCACAAAACUUGGAGAUUUAGAGCCUCGGGCCAUUCGUCAUCGUCUUCACACAUAUACAAAGUUUCUCUUUGUCCGUCACCCAAUUGAAAGAGUUGUUUCUGCAUUCAGAAACAAAUUUGAAAAAAAUUAUACUUCGUCUUCUUACUUCAAAAAGCGCUUUGGUGUCAAAAUUAUCAAGAAAUACCGGAAAGGCAAUGAUCCAUCUGACAUUCCAGAUAGUGGUCAUGGUGUGAAGUUUUCCGAGUUUGUUUCCUAUUUAAUAGACACCAAACCUGAUCAGUUCAACGAACACUGGGCUCCCAUGUCAUCUAUUUGCCAUCCAUGCUCAGUCAGAUAUCAGUUUAUCGGGAAAUAUGAAACACUAGCAGAGGAUGCUGAAUACAUCUUGAGGCGGGUUGGAGCCCCACCAUCGCUUCACUUCCCCAGUGUUAUUCCAUCCAAGACUACAGCUUAUGUUGAGCCUUAUUUUGAUACUCUUUCUAAAAAACAACAACAGGACUUUAUUAAGAUUUAUGAAAAUGAUUUCAGAGUAUUUGAUUAUCAUUUUAGAGAUCUUAUUUAAUUACAGUUCUGUGUAACUUUUUUUGAUUCUGUUAUUUUAGCAGCUUUGACCAACAUAUCAUGAAUAGUUCUUGGUUGAGACUAUUCAUGUAUAUUCCAUUAGUCUUGAGUUAAGAUCAGCUACUGUACUGUAUAUAAAUACUACUGCUAUAUCAAAAUUAUCAGUUCAAGAUAUUUCUGCAUCGAAACUAACAGUACAUUUCCUUCCCUGUAGAUGAACUGUAGGUGUCAAAUAGAUUGACAGGUUCAUCCAAGAAGUUACAGUAUCUACAAAAAUAGUUUUGUGCAUCUAAUCAUUGUUAAAAAUAUUGUCCUAACCAGCCAAGAGUAUGAUACCUGUCGUACUUUAUUACGAUGAUUUUUUUUUUUAUCAAUCCAUUAAUAAAUGACAUUUAGAAACUAAUACUGCUUAAGGCUUAAGUUAAAGUUAAUGUGUGCCUUUUUUAGAGUACAGUAUUUUAAAUUAAUAAAAUAGGUUUUGCUCUUUUUCACACAGGAUUUUUAGUUAGGCAUAACUAAAAGGUAAUGAUGUAUUUAAAAAUUCACCUAAUAAUAUAUAUUAGCAAUUAAUACCUGUGUAAAGUAUAAAUCAAAGGCAAUCCUCAUCUGUAUGCAAUGUUGCACUGCAGUGUGAUCCCUCGGAACAAUAGGCCUCUUAUUUAGUUUACCGAUAUGAGGCCAGUCAUUAUUAUUCAUGUGAAUUUUUCUCUAGAAACCAUAAUUAUUAUUUAAGCUAAUGAAACCUGUGAUGCUUUUAUUUUGAAAUCUUAAAUAUUAAAUAUUAAAAAUU
Messenger RNA from Cherax quadricarinatus, 2208 nucleotides. RefSeq names its product carbohydrate sulfotransferase 11. The record is from RefSeq and is a predicted model, not a curated record. NCBI's taxonomy places the organism in Eukaryota, Metazoa, Arthropoda, Malacostraca, Decapoda, Parastacidae. Gene Ontology annotation, biological process: carbohydrate biosynthetic process. Gene Ontology annotation, cellular component: membrane. Gene Ontology annotation, molecular function: sulfotransferase activity.